AUGGCUAAGCGAGCGAAACCAAGACGGGAAGCACAGUCUGUGGAGCUGAGGAACGACCGGCUCGAGACGCCGUCUUCUAUCCGUGGGCUGCUGCGUGCCCCGUCAUACAUAGCAGAUUCAUCUCCACCUCAGAAUCCCGUGAUAUGUCUCCGUGUAUUCUUAUACUGCCGAAAAGCACGUUUCCACUGCGCUUACGCUUAUUAUUAUCGUGUUCGCUUUAUCGGCUUUUCUGAGAUUGUAAAGAUCGAUCCCCCUCAAAGGACAUGGCACGCCAGACUAAAAGCGCUGGGAGAGGCUGGCCUGGGAUCGCAAAGACUUAUUCCACAUUCUUUUCGUGGUGGAGCUGCUACUAGUGCCCUCAAAGAAGGAUCUGAUUCUCAUAGAGUAAUGCUCGCUGAUAGAUGGAAAUCUUCCUCCUCUUUCAGAGCAUAUGUUGAUACAUUACCUAUCUGA
This is a messenger RNA of Strongylus vulgaris, 453 nucleotides long. Lineage: Eukaryota; Metazoa; Nematoda; Chromadorea; Rhabditida; Strongylidae. The record is from the annotation of a GenBank genome assembly.